Messenger RNA from Melanaphis sacchari, 2156 nucleotides. RefSeq lists its product as uncharacterized. NCBI's taxonomy places the organism in Eukaryota, Metazoa, Arthropoda, Insecta, Hemiptera, Aphididae. The coding region runs from base 322 to 1752 and encodes 476 amino acids. The record is from RefSeq and is a predicted model, not a curated record. Gene Ontology annotation, cellular component: extracellular matrix. The transcript has 3 exons.
CACACCGGGAAAUCGUAGUUGUUUAUUAGAUAAAGUACAGAGCUCUACGUAUAUUAUCAUUAUCAUUAUCGUUAUUAUUAUUAUUAUUAUUAUUAAACUUAUUAUUUUUACUAGUAGUAGUAUAAUAUCGUAGUGGUUGAUGUUCUUAAUAUUAUAGUCAGUCUCUCCGGGCUGUUCAGUCAACGUCUAGAAAAUUUCGAGCAGUGGACCGUUUGCUAUUCUAAUCGUUGUCAUCGUAGACUGAACAUUUAAAGAUACAUUAUAAUAUUAAACUAUAGAAUAAUUUUGAGAAAAAAACAUUAAUCGAUCUACUCGCAAAACAUGAACUCCGCACUACCAAAUCGGGCAUUCAGAAUAUUAGUUUUUGCGACAUGGGCACAUAGACUUGUUUGGUGUCAAUAUUACGGUGAGCAGAUUGGAGACGGCCGUGGUCAUAACGAAGAAAGUCAUGAAGAUUAUCACCAGACGAAGCCGUUGUACAAGUAUGGGUACUGGGUGCACGAUCCCAAGACCAAGGAUGUCAAGAGCCAUUGGGAAAACCGAGACGGGGACAAGGUGCAAGGUUCGUACUCGUUUCUUCAACCGGACGGACACAUGAGAAUAGUUGAGUACACGGCCGACAAGCACAACGGAUUCAACGCUCAUGUCAAGUACAUGUACGAAGGACACGGAGAGGGUAGCGACGGCGGAGGUGGGGAUGGCGGUGGAUACGGGGGAGGCGACUUCGACCACAAUUUAGAUGACGCGUCCGGGAAAUACUCAACACAUAUCGGAGGUAGAAGUGGCGGGGCGAACAGCCGACAGAAGCAACCGUUGCAAAAGUUCUACAAGAAACCGCGGGCGGAAAAGCAAGGCGGCCAACCGGGCCAGUACAAAAGGCCACAACAGUUUGACGGACGUCCUAAAUCGGUCGGCGGUUACAAGAAACAGCGGCUGCCCUCGGCCGGGGAACAGUCGGCCGAACACUACGCCGGUGGCAGGUCCAACAAUCAUUUCGAUCAGUUGCCCAGGUUUGGAGCACCCGGAAAUCAUCACGCCAAUUCACUGGGCAGCGGCGUUGGUAGCCCCGAACAUUAUCACGCGAAUCAGCUGGGCGCAGGGGGUGUCAGUUCCGAACGUUAUCAGCCGAACCAUUUGGGCGGCGCCAGCCCGUUCGGGUAUUUGGCUGAAGACCAGGGCGCCGAACAUUUUUCCAACAAGUAUUCGUCACCGGCGACGGCCGACACGUCCGCUUAUCUAGCCGGCAUCCAGCAACUUUCGUCCGAACACGACCCGGUGGUGCACCGUCGUCCGGACGUCGCGCCCGCAGCGUCGACGGAACGCCAGCACCACAAAACCAUGUCCGGGGAACGACAGCAACAGGUGCCGGGCUCGGAGUUGGAGCCUCCUCGACUGGCACAGGUGAACGGGCUCUCCGAAAGGUCCCGUGACGACGGGAGCGCACCGGUACAGUACGAUGACGACGACGACGACCGUUCACGGGAGCGGGACGACGGGGACUAUCGGGACGAUCACGCGGCCGACUCUGCUGACGAAACUCCGGUGACGGUACAAAAGCAACCAUUGCGGGAAUUCCUUUUCGAGGAGCCCUAUCCGUUCGAAAUCCCGGAAAACGUUCAAAUCCCCAGCAAAUACCAAAAGAGACACUUGACACAGCCGUCGCCAGUAAACUUGCACCGGUACACGCUUGCAUCGUCUUACUUUCCCAGCUGGUACCGCGGCAGUAACAACCUGCAGGAACACUACCAUUAAGGGGAGUGACUGAUUUGGAGUCGAAUUCCGUCAGCGCUGGACAACUAGUUCUAGAAGUAUUCGUAUCAUAGUGGCGAUUUGUUGUUAUUUUUAUUGCUGUUAGAUUGUUUUAGUUUACUACACUAAUAUUUCCGUGUCGGGAACUCUGUAAGUACGUAUAGGAUAUAACUGCCUAUAUAGCAUUUUGUUAUAGAUGCAUAGAGGUAUAGUCGAAUACAAUACUGUAUCGUUUUCGUCAAAUCGAUUCGAUUACACAUUUCAUAUUCGUAACAGACUGUAUUAUUUUUGUACUGACGUAUUAUGUCUUACGAUACUAGUUGGUGAUUAGUUACAAAUUAUGAUAAACCACAGUUAUCAUAUUUAGAUAAUAAUAAAUUUUAUUACAUGCUUUAAAUUAUCAAAUA